Diospyros lotus (date-plum) is the source of this 2286-nucleotide messenger RNA. Its product is annotated as cyclin-A2-2-like. The coding region runs from base 350 to 1828 and encodes 492 amino acids. Gene Ontology annotation, biological process: mitotic cell cycle phase transition; regulation of cyclin-dependent protein serine/threonine kinase activity. Gene Ontology annotation, molecular function: cyclin-dependent protein serine/threonine kinase regulator activity. Lineage: Eukaryota; Viridiplantae; Streptophyta; Magnoliopsida; Ericales; Ebenaceae. The transcript has 13 exons. Gene Ontology annotation, cellular component: cyclin-dependent protein kinase holoenzyme complex; nucleus; cytoplasm. The record is from RefSeq and is a predicted model, not a curated record.
CGACGCUCCCACCCACUUUAUAUUCACAAACACCACACUCCUGUCUCUCUCUCACUCUCUCUCGAUCUAUCUCUUUCUCUCUUGCGCUCUCUAUCUAUUGGAGCAGAUUGGCAUGUCCGUCGCAGGGAAACCCUAGCUCUGCUCGCCGGACAGCCGUCGAAUGGCUUCGGGGCUCCAAAUGCAGAGACUCAGUUAUUGCUGCUACAGAGCUAAGAAGAUAGGUCAUUAUUUAUUUGCAGCUUAAAGCUCUUGCUAGAGGAAAAUGCAGGUUCUUCACUUUUUGUUUUUUUUGCGCAUCAGAGGGACGAUGGAAGUGCUGGUGUGGUGAAAAGUGUUUCAGCUUAACUCUAUGCACAGUGCAAGUAUGAAUAAAGAAAAUAUAACUGCUAAUAGAUUUGCUGAUCCCCCUGUUCGAAUUACACGAGCACGGGCUAAAGGCCUAACCACAUCAGGAGGGUUACCUCCAUCAAAGCCUUCAAAGAAACAGCAGGACCAGAAGCUAAUCCUUCGCCAAAAUUCAAAAAGAUUAGCCUCAGAUGAGAACAAAGCCUCCAUUAGUGUUACUACUUGUCUCCAGCAUAAGAAAAGGGCAGUUCUCAGGGAUGGUACUAACAUAUUAUGUGAUAAGUCACUUAACAACUGCACCAGUGCUGCCAAAUUUCAGGCUAAUAAAGGUAAUGGGAAGAAGAAUGCAAAAGUGGCACCAUCUGUUUCUGUAGAAAAUUCUCAGGUUGAAGAGGCUGCAGAAGCAAAAAUAACUGAAGAAAUAUCCAGACUAGAGACCGAGGAGUCAAAACAGACUACUUUACCAGCAAAAUUGAAAGAAGAUGUAACAAAUGGACAAAAUAAUUCUAUUAACAUGAGAGAAUUUGCUGUAGCUGGCAAGAGUCUUGUAAAGCAAACUGCCAGUAAGGAUACUCAACAGAAAAGCCCUUUCAAGAGAGAAGGCAAAUUUUGUGAAAAAUUAGAAGCUUCUGAUGAUCUGCAGAUUGCUGAUGUUGAUUCAAACCGUAAGGAUCCUCAAAUGUGCAGCCUAUAUGCCCCUGACAUCUAUAGUAAUUUACGUGUUAUGGAGCUUGAUCGAAGGCCUUCAGUCAAUUAUAUGGGAACAGUGCAGCAAGAUAUUACUCCAAACAUGCGAGGGAUUCUGAUUGAUUGGCUUGUGGAGGUUUCUGAAGAAUAUAAGCUGGUCCCUGACACUCUUUACUUGACAGUCCAUCUCAUUGAUCAAUUUCUAUCUCAAAAUCACAUUGAGAAACAAAGACUUCAACUGCUUGGUGUUACUUGCAUGCUAAUUGCUUCAAAAUAUGAAGAAAUUUGUGCACCGCAUAUAGAAGAGUUUUGCUUCAUCACUGACAACACUUACACAAGGGAGGAGGUAUUAAAAAUGGAGACUAAAGUGCUGAACUUUCUCGGGUUUCAAUUAUCUGUUCCGACCACAAAGAAGUUCCUCAGGAGAUUCAUUCAAGCAGCACUAGCUUCUUCCAAGGUUCCUCGUGUUGAGCUUGAAUUUUUAGCUAAUUAUUUAGCAGAGUUGACUCUUGUUGAGUAUAAUUUUCUCAAGUUCCGUCCAUCCUUAGUAGCUGCAUCUGCAGUAUUUUUAGCCAGAUGCACACUCGAUCAGUCAGAUCACCCCUGGAAUCCUACUCUAGAGCACUAUACUGGUUACAAAACAUCAGACCUGCAAGGCAUUGUUCUUGCUUUGCAAGAUUUGCAACUUAACAUUAGAGGAUGCUCUCUGAAUGCUAUCCGUGAGAAGUAUAAGCAACCAAAGUUCAAGUGUGUGACGACUUUAUCUUCCCCAAAACCCGUUCAAUCGCUGCUCUAAAGUUUAAAGCAUAGCCUGAUUAAUGCACCAGAGGCAAUAUAUUUGUUGUAACUGCUCUUUACUUUCUCAUAAUUAGGGAGCAUUAUUGAUCCAACAUCUAGAUUUUUCCUUCUGUUCUUUAGCUUUUACAGUUGUUGUAACAUGGUCUCCAGCUCCAUUGACAACCAGACCUGUAUCGUUGUAACGAUGAGUUUGUAGAAGUGAGAACAAUUUGAGCAGUAUGUGCAGAGAUACAGGCAACUGGUCAUGUUUAUAAACAUCUGUAGUCUGUCGAAAGCCUCUCGACCUCAAUUUGAGCCCUAAUAGAUUAAAAGAUUGAUUCUUCUUCCCUUGAUUCCUGAUGCAUUCGUAGCCAGAAGACUUGUAUUGGAUAACAUACUCACUUUGAAAUCUUUCCAUGGUCUGAAGAGCCAAUGAUGAAAGGCUUAUUAAGAUUUUCUCUUCAUCCUUCGUGCUAA